CGCACUAUUAUCACAUUUGUUUUCCGGGGUCGAUCAGUAAUUGUACACAGUGUCUAAAAAAAUCAUCAUUGUGUACCUUUGUCCCUUUCCUGUUCACACAGUUAUAGCACCGACCACUCAGGGGGGAUUUUGAAGGUUUUUUCAAAAAGAGAGACGCUUUGGAAACGGCACCGAGAGGACGUCCUUAAAGAUGAACUUCUUCAGAGGAGUGAUGGGUGGACAGGCAGCCGGGCCGCAGCCGUCAGGAGCGGAGACGAUCCAGAAGUUGUGUGACCGGGUGGCCUCCUCGACACUCCUUGACGACCGCAGAGAUGCUGUCCGUGCCCUCAAGUCCCUCUCUAAGAAAUAUCGUAUGGAAGUUGGCACACAGGCAAUGGAUCACUUGAUUAACAUACUGCAAACUGACAGGUCUGACUCUGAAAUCCUCGGCUAUGCUUUGGACACACUGUACAACAUCAUCUGCAACGAUGAGGAAGAAGAGCAAGAUGAAUCAGAAGAUGAGAAUGUCCAGAAGCAGGCGGAUGACCUGGGAGCCCAGUUCACAGAGAGGUUCAUUCAGGACCCUGAACAUGUGACCCUGCUUCUCACUCUGCUGGAGGAGUUCGACUUUCAUGUACGUUGGCCUGGCGUGAAGCUGUUGACUGCUCUCCUGAAGAACCAGGGCGUUCAGGUCCAGGGUGUUAUUCUGGUGAGCCCCAUGGGUGUUUCCAGAUUGAUGGACCUGUUGGCAGACUCUAGAGAAGUAAUUCGCAAUGAUGGCUUGCUGUUGCUUCAACAGCUGACCAAAAGCAACGCUGCCAUUCAGAAAAUCGUGGCAUUUGAAAACGCAUUUGAGCGUCUCCUGGAUAUCAUCACAGAAGAAGGCAGCAGUGAUGGAGGUAUUGUGGUAGAGGACUGUUUGCUGCUGCUGCUCAACCUGCUGAAGAACAACAGCUCCAAUCAGAACUUCUUCAAGGAGGGCUCCUACAUUCAGAGAAUGAAACCCUGGUUUGAGGUCGGCGACGAUAACUCAGGCUGGUCGGCACAGAAGGUCACCAACCUCCACCUCAUGCUGCAGCUGGUACGAGUCAUGGUGUCUCCAGUGAACUCUCCUGGAGCUACGUCCAGCUGUCAGAAAUCCAUGUUUCAGUGUGGUCUGCUGCAGCAGCUGUGUACCAUCCUCAUGGCUACAGGAGUGCCUGCUGACAUCCUCACUGAGACCAUCAACACUGUAUCAGAGGUCAUCAGAGGCUCACAGGUCAACCAGGACUACUUCGCAUCUGUCAACGCUCCUUCAAACCCUCCGAGGCCGGCUAUCGUGGUGCUGCUCAUGUCUAUGGUGAAUGAGAGACAACCAUUUGUGCUUCGCUGCGCAGUCCUUUACUGCUUCCAGUGUUUCCUCUACAAAAACCAGAAAGGCCAGGGGGAAAUUGUGGCUACGCUGCUGCCCUCCACCAUUGAUGCAAAUUCCAUAUCGGCAGGUCAGCUGCUGUGCGGAGGCCUGUUUUCAGCAGACUCUCUGUCCAACUGGUGUGCCGCUGUGGCCUUGGCUCACGCCCUGCAGGACAACCUUACCCAGAAGGAGCAGCUGCUGAGGGUUCAACUGGCCACCAGCCUGGGAAAGCCACCUGUGUCCCUGCUGCAACAGUGCACCAACAUCCUCUCCCAGGGAGAUAAGAUCAUCCGGCGGGGCAGUAAAGUGCAGACCAGAGUGGGCCUCCUCAUGCUGCUGUGCACAUGGAUCAGCAACUGUCCGAUAGCUGUCACACAUUUCCUACACAAUCAGGAAAACGUGCCCUUUCUGACAGCACAGAUCUCAGAGAACCUGGGAGAGGAUGAAAGGCUGGUGCAGGGCCUCUGUGCUCUGCUUCUCGGCAUCUGCAUCUAUUACAACGACAACUCGCUGGAAAACUACACCAAAGAGAAGCUAAAGCAGCUCAUCGAGAAGCGGAUCGGAAAGGAAAACUUCGUAGAGAAGCUGGGCUUCAUCACCAAACAUGAGCUGUACUCGCGGGCAGCUCAGAAGCCGCAGCCCGUCUUCCCGUCUCCAGAGCAGAUGCUGUUCGACCACGAGUUCACCAAGCUGGUCAAAGAACUGGAGGGUAUGAUCACCAAAGCAGUUCAUAAAUCCAGUGAGGAGGAGAAGAAGGAAGAGGAGGUGAAGAAGACUUUGGAGCAACAUGACAACAUUGUAACCCAGUAUAAAGAGCUGAUCAGAGAACAGGAUGCCCAGAUCCAGGAGCUGAAAGAGCAGGUGUCGUCUUUGUCAUCUCAGAACGAACAGAUGCAGACCACAGUCACCCAGCAGCAGUCCCAGAUCCAGCAGCACAAAGAUCAGUACAACAUCCUCAAGCUAAAAUUAGGAAAGGAGAACCAGAGUCAGGGAGACGCCUCGCAGGUGAACGGGCUGCAGACGGAGGAGCUCACGCAGCUCCGAGAGGAAGUGGAGGAGCUCCGCAAGCAGUAUGCACUCCUUCAGACGCAACUCAGUGACAAAGACGCGCUCAUCGACACCCUGCGAUCAGAGACAUCACAGACAGCAGAAGGUUCAGCAGGAGGAUCAGACAACACAGAACUGCUCAAGGAGCUGGAGGCUCUGAGGAGUCAGGUCCACUCACAGUCUGCAGAAAUCAACCACAUGAAGACAGAGAGACAAGAACUGUUGAGAACAGCUGAAGCUGGGUCUUUGGGCACAGUCCCCAGCAGUGACGGCUCGCUAGACGCUGCCAAGAUGGCAGAACUGGAGAGCAGACUUGCAGCACAGACGACUGAGACAGAGAGACUCAAGGAGGAGGCAAAGAGCUGGUCGGACAGCCGGGCGGAGCUGGAGCGGCAGCUCGCUUCAGCCACCAGCACCGUCGCCAUCCUGCAGACUGAGAAAGCAAAGCUGCAAACGGAGGUGCAGGAAUCCAAGAAGGAGCAGGAUGACCUGCUGAUGCUGCUGGCAGACCAGGACCAAAAGAUCCACAGCCUCAAACAGAGACUCAAAGAGAUGGGAGAGACGGUGGACGACGAAGAUGACCUUGACGCCAGGGACCAAACAGAUGACGAUGACGAGGAGGACGAUGAAGAUGAGGACUAGAUGGGGAAAUAAUAAAAAAAACACUGAUAGAAGAUAAAGUAGAGAGAUGGGGAAUUUGUCUGCCAAGAAAAGACUUAAACACACCUGAGAAACUGAAGCAUAGGACUAAUAUAUUGAAGCAGUUUCUCUCUCCGGCUGCCAUGCUACCUUCAUUUUCCUUUACCCCCUUUGUCACAUCACAUGGACAUGUUAGUUAUUGGGACAUUUUUUUGUGUGUGUGUGUGUGUUCAGGAUGUGGUUGUUCAGUUUUCAGUGACAGCUAUGUGAUUUAAACAAGUCAGUGCAUUCAUCUCUGCCACUUCCUUACCAUCAGUUUGUGAUGGAGUUUGCCACUCACAUGUUCAUUGUACCGUGCUGUCCUGUAGUGUUAAGGUUACUUUUGACACAAGAGUCAUCUGGGAUAUUUAGAGAGGACGAUUUAACAAAUGUAGCAAAAAUGCACAUGUUAAGACAUUUGAUGUUUCCCCCUCCUCAGUUUAUCACAAACAGGCUGCUGAGCUCUUCUGGCUUGUUCACAUCCUGCUCUGCUGCUCCCGCCAGAUGCACCUACAGCAUUAACAUCACCUGCAACAUGUCGCUGUGCUGCGCCGUGAAUUCAUCUUCACACCCCCGUCGAUUCGAGUCCACUGUGUUACAGUAUUUCAACACUCAGAGUUGUUCCAUUUUACUUCUCACAACUCAGCCUAAUUGCUCUACGAUAUGCUGCAAAACACUGACAGAAAAGAUGUUAAGACAAAAAAAGAUAUUUUUGCAACUUUUUGUCCAGUUUUGGCAUCCAGCUUCUGUAUGAUAUUGUGUAACUUAUCAGUUUAUGAGCCACAUUGAAAUGAAUAAAGAAUAUCAGUCUGUAUGCCUGUAGGGAGGAAUGAUUGUAGAUAAAUUAAAUUUUACUAAAUCUA
Messenger RNA from Scatophagus argus, 3960 nucleotides. It is a transcript of the gene uso1, whose product is annotated as USO1 vesicle transport factor. Gene Ontology annotation, molecular function: protein binding. Lineage: Eukaryota; Metazoa; Chordata; Actinopteri; Scatophagidae. Gene Ontology annotation, cellular component: Golgi membrane; cytoplasm; Golgi stack. The coding region runs from base 191 to 3061 and encodes 956 amino acids. The record is from RefSeq and is a predicted model, not a curated record. Gene Ontology annotation, biological process: vesicle fusion with Golgi apparatus; endoplasmic reticulum to Golgi vesicle-mediated transport; transcytosis. The transcript is spliced from 26 exons.